AUGUUAUCAAGGAAGCAAUACCCUCUCAAGCUCUGCUAGAAGAGUAAAAGCAUAAUUUUAAAAGCCCCUUUUUCCUUUAGAUUUUGGAAAUUGCCAAAUUCACCAAUAACGGUCCGUACCUAAACAAGACAGCUGGAUUUUCCAAGCCAGCGCGGUCGGAAUAUGAAUGGUUUUCCUAAGCUCCCUAAGGCCGGAAUAAGAAUGUCUAUCCGUUAAUGCGAUGUUAAAACAGGAUAAUAAAAGCCAAAUUAGAGGGUCAUUCAAGUGAAGUUUAUUCAGUCAAUUUCUCUUCUGAUGGUACUACAUUAGCAUCUGGUAGUUCAGAUUACUCUAUCCGUUUAUGGGAUGUAAAACCAUCAAAGAAGAUACUCUAAUCAGAUAGAAGCUACAAAGAUCUACUUGCCCAAUUUAAAUUACCACUUCAGAAUAGCUCCUUAUUGGCAAAUGUUAAUCCUUUUGCACAAUAGUUAGAACCCUGUGUUUGAAGCAUCUGGAACACUGAUCUUCUAAGGACAAUUCAUUAUUCAUUAAGGGAAAAAUUUUAAUAUUUUGUUUCUAUCCGAAGGAAGUUGCUU
Paramecium tetraurelia is the source of this 575-nucleotide messenger RNA. RefSeq lists its product as uncharacterized. The record is from RefSeq and is a predicted model, not a curated record. Lineage: Eukaryota; Ciliophora; Oligohymenophorea; Peniculida; Parameciidae. The annotation marks the transcript as partial. The transcript is spliced from 3 exons.